This is a messenger RNA of Chaetomium strumarium, 1152 nucleotides long. RefSeq names its product 1, 4-beta cellobiohydrolase. The record is from RefSeq and is a predicted model, not a curated record. The transcript is spliced from 2 exons. Bases 1 to 1152 code for a protein of 383 amino acids. Gene Ontology annotation, molecular function: hydrolase activity, hydrolyzing O-glycosyl compounds. Gene Ontology annotation, biological process: cellulose catabolic process. NCBI's taxonomy places the organism in Eukaryota, Fungi, Ascomycota, Sordariomycetes, Sordariales, Chaetomiaceae.
AUGCGUGCCUCGUCCUUGCUUGCGGCCCUCGCCACCGGGGGCCUUGUCUCGGCCGCUCCCAGCAUCAAGGAGCCGCGGGCCACCAGUGCCGGCGGUGACGUGAACCCCUUCCAGGGCAAGGCACAGUUUGUCAACCCCAAGUGGGCAGCCAAGCUGGAUCAGACCUUUAAGUCGUUCCUGUGGAAGGGCGACAUCGCCAACUCGCUCAAGGUGCGCAAGAUCCAGCAGACCAUGGGCUCGUUCGUGUGGGUGUCCCGCAUCGCCGAUCUCUCCAACAUCGACGACGCCAUCGUGGCCGCCCGCAAGGCCCAGAAGAAGACCGGCAAGAAGCAGAUCGUCGGCCUGGUGCUCUACAACCUCCCGGACCGCGACUGCAGCGCGGGCGAGAGCGCGGGCGAGCUGCACAGCGAUGAGAACGGCCUGGAGCGCUACAAGAACGAAUUCAUCAAGCCGCACGCCGAGAAGGUCGCCGCCGCCAAGGACCUCAGCUUCGCGAUCGUGCUGGAGCCGGAUUCGCUGGCCAACCUGGUCACCAACAUGGGCGUCGAGCUGUGCGCCAAGGCGGCGCCAACGUACCGCGAGGGCAUUGCGCACGCCAUCGCCAGCCUGCAGUACGACCACGUCCAUCUGUACAUGGAUGCGGCGCACGGUGGGUGGCUGGGGUGGGACGACAACCUGCCGCUGGCCGCGAAGGAGUUCGCCGAGGUGGUGAAGCUGGCCGGCGAGGGCAAGAAGGUCCGCGGCUUCGUCACCAACGUGUCCAACUACAACCCCUUCAACGCCGUCGUGCGCGAGAACUACACCGAGUGGAGCAACUCGUGGGACGAGUCGCACUACGCCACGUCCCUGGCGCCGCAUCUGCAGGAGAACGGCCUCCCAGCGCACUUCAUCGUCGACCAGGGCCGUGUGGCGCUUCCCGGGGCCCGGAAGGAGUGGGGCGAAUGGUGCAACGUCUUCCCCGCUGGAUUCGGCCCCGCGCCCACCACCAGCACCAACAACACCGUCGUGGACGCACUGGUUUGGGUCAAGCCCGGCGGAGAAAGCGACGGGCAGUGUGGCCUGACGGGAGCUCCAAGGGCGGGCGAGUGGUUUGACGAGUACGCGCAAAUGCUGGUGAAGAACGCGGAUCCGUCGGUGUAUAAAUGGUUCUAG